This is a messenger RNA of Capsella rubella, 496 nucleotides long. Its product is annotated as stress-induced protein KIN2. Lineage: Eukaryota; Viridiplantae; Streptophyta; Magnoliopsida; Brassicales; Brassicaceae. The record is from RefSeq and is a predicted model, not a curated record. The transcript has 3 exons. The coding region runs from base 53 to 253 and encodes 66 amino acids.
AAAAUUCAUUACAAAACCAAUUCUCUAAGGAAAAAAAAUAUCUGAAAAGAAAAUGUCGGAAACCAACAAGAAUGCCUUCCAAGCCGGUCAGGCCGCUGGCAAAGCUGAGGAGAAGAGCAAUGUUCUGCUGGACAAGGCCAAGGAUGCUGCUGCUGCAGCUGGAGCGUCCGCACAACAAGCGGGAAAGAACAUAUCGGAUGCAGCAGCUGGAGGUGUUAACUUUGUGAAGGAUAAGACCGGCAUGAACAAGUAGCUAGCGAUCCAGAAUCACAGCAAUGGAAUGUUCUAAUUAAUUGUUGGGGAUUUUAAAUAAAUUUGGGAGUUCGAUCUAUCAAUUGAUUCUCAUGAUAUUCAUCGUACCAUGUUGUUGCUGAUGUUGUUGUUGUUUUUAGUCUCUUGUAAUGUUUUUAAUGUUUCUCUCCCUUUAGAUGUAUGUUUGGAUGUUUAAUGUAAUUUAGCUUCAAGUCAAUCAAAAACAUCUACUUAUUACGUUCCA